This is a messenger RNA of Brassica rapa (field mustard), 8732 nucleotides long. RefSeq lists its product as uncharacterized. Lineage: Eukaryota; Viridiplantae; Streptophyta; Magnoliopsida; Brassicales; Brassicaceae. The record is from RefSeq and is a predicted model, not a curated record. Gene Ontology annotation, biological process: response to auxin.
AAUUUUUUUAAAUUAUAGAAAAUAUUUUUAUUUUAAAAUUUAUAAUAUUAAUUAAAAUAUAAUAGAUAUAUUUUAGUAUUUUUAUAAUUCUCAUUUAAAUUUUUUAUUGAAAAUAUUUAUUUUUGUAUUUAUAUUAUUUUAAAAAGAAAUUAUCUUUCCGCAACCGUUUGCAACCGCAAACGCUACCUGAAACCAGCUUUUGAAUUUUUGAGGUUUAGAACAGUUUAAAACGGUUUAAAACAGUUUGGAUGAUUGUUGCAAAACACCAACAACCGCUACCAACCGCAAAAGCUGCGUUUGCAGGUGGUAGCAUAAAAUCCAGUCAUACCCUGACUAAAAUGUUGGAUUAUGGUUUCAAUUUUAUUGGCUGUCUCCGAAGGGACCUCUUACAUUUUCAUGAAAGGCUAUUAAGCGUAAUAUGACGAAAUUGUCUUUUCACAUGAAGGAUAUACUAGUUAGAGAUUAGAGAAAGGAUCAUAAAAAAACCUAAUAAAUAUGACAAGACUCGCCUAAAAAUAAAGUGAGCAAUGGUUUAUGGUUUUGAGAAAUAUUCUUUGUCGCUUUACAACCUUAUUACUCUUUCGAAGCUAGUUGACUAUUUUUGUGUUCUCCUUUUACCCACUGUUUUCCUUUUCGUUUUGAUCAACCUGCUUUGAAAGUCCCUUCAUGUUUUUAAAAUUUUACCUCUUUUAUCUGAAUCCCUGGAUAAUAAACUGCUCUGCCUUUUAUCCACCGGGUUCAGCUUCCGAUCCGGGUCGGAGGGCCGGAGUCCACCACCACUGCAGCACCGGUAAGCAUAUGCCCAAUAGUUAUACUUGUUUGUCCCUCAUCUAAACUAUCCUCUUGCUAGAUCUUUGUUGAUAACAGUGAACCUUCUUGAGCUCAACUCUAAGAACUUCUCAGCAAAGCUCUUAUCUGAAUCUCAUAGAGCUUGCUCUAAGAACUCUCUCACUUUUAAAGUGUUGAAGCCAAAAGAACUUGUUUGUAGAAUAUAAAAUACACUAAAAUUGCGUACCAUUGACUAUGAAAUAUUUUGAAAAACUUGUUUGUAGACAACGUUCAUUGUUUUUGUCUACAACUUCCCUUGUUUAUCCGUUAUUAGAAUUUUUAAUCCAGAUCUCGACUUUACUCUUGAAAGUGCAACAUAUAAUUAACUGCCCAUGAGAAAACACUGGUCUAGGUAGAAACAAACCAACAUUUUGCAGCGUUUGACUUUGACUUUUAUUGACAGUCAUCGCAAAAGGCAAUGUAACUGGAAAAUGUCUUCGAUGCGUUCUAAAGAGAAACUUUGUAUCAAGUGGUGUGACAAACAUUCUAGGGAUCCAAACUGGCUCUUCGGUAAUAUUGUUUCUUGUUAUACUUCUACCUUGUAUGACAUGGGACAAUAACUGAGUAACAAUUAUCCUAGUACCAUUACAUAAACCAUCUGCAGCAUCAAUGUUACGAAGACACAUGAUAUGAGCACCAACCAUGAGCUUCAAACAGUGUCUAGAAAGUCCAGCGACUUUAACACUGUUCAAAAACUCUAUAGGAUAUACCACAUUUUCUUCUAUGUCGACUCUAACCUUCUCUAAUUUUUAAAAAUGCCUUAUAUGUACAAUAUACUUGAAUUCUGAGUUCAUUGUAUAUGAAUGAGCUAUGAAAUAUAUAAUAUUUUAUAUAUUUGGUACCUUCAAGUGUUGUACAUAUAAGGCAUAUAAUUGAUUCACUAAUAACUCUCUUUUUGAUAUAAAAUUAAGUAUAUACAAAAGUUUCAGCAACUAAAUAUUCAAAUAUGUAAGAUGAAAAAAAUAUAAGGAUAUGAGUAUUGGUCAAGUAUUUGUUUUACUUUUACUAUAUCAAUAUUAUUCAUUUCUGACUGCAACAGUUAUUACACUUUCCGAGCGGAGAUCUUCCUAUAUAUUGGAACAUUGGUUUAAUUUCGCAUAAUAGUUUUUACUUUUUGGAAGGUAAUAAAAAAUGCAAUACUAUUGGUUAAGGUAAUACAACUUAGGGAAAAAGGUAUGUAAUAUGGUCAGGUAUCUUGGAAUAUAUUCAGUAUCGUGACAGGAAAAACUGUUCCAAUUUUCGAAAUUUGAUACAUCAUAAAUUUAACAUUUAAUUUUAAAUCUUAAAGGAAUUAGAGUAUGUCGUUAUAUGAUCUUUUAUUAAGAAAAAAAAUUAGAGUAUGUCGUUAUAGCCGAGGAAAAAAAAAGAGUCGUUAUGUUUAAAUUUUCCUUAGGUUAAAAUGUUUUGCUUGUUUAGCAAGCAUCUUGCCUUGAAAGACAUGUAACUAUUCAUUAUUAACAACUAGGGUCGGCCCGGCUAGAUAUAUUUUACUUGUGAUUUAGGUUACUAUUUUUUAUAUGAUUUUGUGGGUUUUGUUUUUGGUUUACAUUUGCAAUAGAUGUAUAUGAUAAUGAUUUUUGUCUUUUGAAAGUUGUAGGUGAAGAGGAAUUAUAUGUGAUUAAAUAUAUUUUGUUUGUUUGCAAUAGUUGUUUCUUUAUUAAAGAGUUGUGGCAUUGUUAUGUUGUGAGGGCUUCAAAUGGUCUUCAUGAUGUUUCCUUUAAAAAAAAAAUUGAUUAUGUAUUUGGUAUGUUAUUUGUGAUUUGUAACAUUUAGGUUGAGAAGGAUUUGGUUGUGGGUAAAUUUUUAUGUAUGUUAUAAAAGUAAUUAUCCUUUAUGUUGAAAUCAUAGAUUUUGGACAUAUUAUUUGAAGUUGCAUUUCUUAUUAAAAGUAAAAUGUUAAACUAAAUGAGAAGAAUGUAUUAAUGCAAAGCUAAUCAAAAUAAGAACACAUUGAAACUGGAAAAUGUGAAAACUGAGUAGUGGCCGAUGAGUGUAGGCACUUGUCAAUCACCAUAAAACCAACACUAAGAAUUUCUCCAUUUGUUUAUAGUAAUAACAAUCAAUAUAUUGUUUUUCAAGAUUAUUGAGAUGUGGUGGCAUUGUAAAGAUCAUAUUAGUCUCAGCAUUUGUCUGCCCGAGACAUGUUGGUUUUUGUUCAUGACGUUCCAUAAAUUUCAUGCAUUCCUCAUGUUUUCAUGUGCAUAACAAAAUUAUGGUAUAAAGAUAGUUACUUCACCACAGUUGUUGUUUGCUAAUAUGUGAAGAUGUUUUAGUCUUGUGGCGGUUUUGUUUCAAAGUCAAAAAUAAUUUUUUUCUAAUAAUAAUUCUUGUAUAGAUUAGGUAAAUAUUUUCUUACUUAAUCUCAUACACUGACUUCUAGAGUCAUUCAUCUGAACUGAACGGUUUUGGGAUCUUUUAAAUUCUUUAUAUUACAGUUAAAAUUAAAAGCAAAGAAAAACACAUUGGUUAAGUAUGUAUUUGGUUUAAUAGUUGUUCUUAUUUGAGAAAUUUUGGAUAUAUGUGGGUUGAAUAAUUAUUUUCGUGGUUACUUUAUUUUAUAGGGUUUUAUUAUGAUUUUUCACUAUUUUUUGGAAUUAAGUAAAUUUAUACUUUGAUGGUUGAGAUGAUUUCAAUAGAAAUGUGUUCUUCUUUAUUUUGGUAAUAUAAAUAUUUUGAUUGGUUUAUUUUAUAUUUUCUACUUUCAUUUAUACUCCUAUAUCUUAUUGUUAUUAUUACGCUUCAAUUUAAAAUUUAUAAUUACUAAAAAAGUAUUUUCAUAUCAGUAUUAAAUUAGUUGUAUUAAAACUCUCUUUGACAUUCAUUAAGUUACUACAUUUAUUUGCAUAUGGUUUCUUUAAUGUGUUAUUAUAUAAAUACAAUUUUCAUUUAUUUUUAUAAUUAAUUCUUUAGUUCUAUUUUAUUAUAUUUUUCUCAAUUAAUUUUUAAAAAAAUUUUAAAAUUAUUUGACUUAUUCUUUUUUUUUAUAAUAUUUUUUUUAGUUUCUCGUAUUUCUUGUGUUUCACGCGGAGUAUUUGUUAUUGUAAAAUAAAUUCUUAUUUUCAGAAUUAUUUUUAUGUUAUUGAAUUAUUUUUUAAAAAAAAUUCAUAUUCUUUUUAUUAGUUAUUUUUAGAAUCAUAUUUUUUGUUUGAGAUAUUUUCACAAACGCUAAUCACGUUUUGUAGUAUAUAUACACGGAGAGAGAUGAAUGUAUAGCUUCAGACAGUAACAGUCUAACAAAUAGUAUACACAACGGUAUUAUGUUGGUAACAGAUCAAAGAGCAGAGAGAUCAGAGUCGAAACAUAUGAAGAAAGGAUCUUGCAAGAAUCUUAAACUCACCAAUAUGAUGGAGAAGUGGAGGCAGUGUAACAAAGGACACUUCUCUGCGUACACCAGAGAAGGCAGGAGGUUUGUUUUGCCGUUGGAUUAUCUGAAACGUCCAAUCUUUCAGGUCUUAUUGGAGAUGGCGGAGGAAGAGUUCGGUUCCACAAUUUGUGGCCCUUUAAAUGUUUCUUGCAAUGGAGGUUUGAUGGAUCACAUCCUCGUGUUGCUCAGAAAGAAGAGUUUGUCUAGCCAUGGUGGUGAUGAUGAUGAUGUGAAGAAGAAGAACCAUGAUGUGUCAAGCAAAGAAGCUUCAUCGGUUUCAUAUUUCUUCCCUCUCUUUCGUUGCAACGCAGCCCAAGAUCAGAUCAAGCUUCAGUCUCUAGUUUUUUUAACACUUUUAUGCGUUGUGGAGAGCACCUUUACAAAGAAAAUUUAUUUAUGUUUGUAUAUAUAUAGAGAAACAGAGAUUCUGUAUAAGCCUUGCAGUUUGGUAAAUCAAUAUUCAGUUUUGACAGAGAUUUCUGUAAGAGAAAUAAAUAAUUGGUUAACCAAAUAAAUGAGUUAACUAACGGUGAAGUGUAAGAUAGAGUGGUUUGCUAGAGCUUCGAGUUUGUGAGCUUUAUAAGUUUUCUUCUUAAAAUUUUGCCAGAGGGAUUUUUGGGGAUUGAAGCCAAAAAUGUGACCUUAUGUAUCCUCUUGUACGGCGAUACCUAAGUAAUCUAAACAAAAACUUAGAAUAAAUCGUAGGAACCACACUGGAUUACGACAAAAAGGGUAUAUGCAUUGGUUGGAAAAACCUGUUUUGCUACGAAGCUCAUGAUUUCAAUUUCGGAUAAGUUACUUCCAGCUGUUUUUACGAUAUAUACCAUUGGAUAUUGCCCAGCUUUCAAGUCAGGGAUGCUUCAAAAAACAUAAGAAAGAAAAAGUAAAGAGCUACAGAAAAAAGGUCAUUAAAAAGAGAAGAAUUUAGUGGUGGAUCAUGUUAAAAGAAAAAUUCCUUACGGUAUUACUGCUGCAUCAGAAAUCUCUGGAUGAGCAAGCAAACCAGAGGAUCCGUACCUCUCAGUCUCCUCGUUAGUAAACAUAGAAGCAACUAUAGCCGCCAUCUCAGUCAAGCCAUAGCCUUGCAGAAAUUUAACGUUACUGUAUAUAUCUCUCAACGAACUUCUCCGUCACCUCUUUAAUAGUUUACCCAUUCUUCAAUAUCCUUACACUCCAAACGGUUUCUGCAUAUAAAAUCGUUUCAUAAAGUCUCCUUCUUUACAAUAGCACAACACAAUAAACAGAAUGGGAGCUUCUUUUUUUUUUUGAACAGCAAAAACAUUGUAUGAAUGAUGAGAUUUGAUGUUUUCACCUAUCCAUCUAAAUUAAGAGAGCUGAGAAACCGUUUGUAGGAUGAAGUGAAGGUAAUCCUGAUUGGAUCAGGAGAACUGAGAAACCAUUUGUAGACGGAAGUGGAUAAAAGCUUGAUUGGAUCAGGAGGACUAUCGCUAAUCCGUUGAUGCGUGCCCCUAAAAACGCAGAAGAGUCGAUCCCUCGCAGAAGCUUUCCUUUACAGUUUUGGCAACAGAGGUAAGGAGCAGAAGCAUAAUUAAGUUGCCCCUAAACCAUCACGCCUUGAUUGACCAGAGGUGGUAAAGUGAAUAUCGAACGUCACGGCAACGACUCCGUCUUCACGCAGACGCAAUGAUGGCAGGUGAGAGACGGUGGAUUGAUUUCAGGUCCGAUGAAGAGAUCAGAAGAGAAAUACUGACUUAUUUAUACAUGAUAUCACAGAUCCUCGCCGAUGCAAACGACACAUUGAAGAACUCGUACAAAACCAUAACACACUCCUUUUCAGAAACCGUGAGGAAGAUGGAUCAUCCCGUACCCUGUUUAAGAACUGGUUUUGGAUGUGGCAUGUCAUCCUAAAAGAAAAAGAAGCUCUAUUUUAUAUAAAUAGAUUUAAUUAAACUAUCUUUCACAAUUUACAUAAAUAGACAGUCAAGUGAUAUAAUCUGAUUUUCCCAACUAUUUAUUAGGUGUUAAUGAUAAGGAAAUUGAUACAAAUAUAAUGUAGACAUUUUUCUUUUUAAUGGAUUAUAAGUAAUCCAAAUAAAGAAUUAUAAUAUUAAAAACUAAAAAAGCUGAAAGAAUAAAACAAAAAAAUAGUUUAGAUAUUGUUGUCAAAAAAAAUUAAACAAAAUAUUAUCGAAAAAUUAAACAUAAAAAGAAAAUUAAGACAAAGACAUAAAAAAUCUGAUAGUAAUCUUCAAAUCUUUAAAUUCGGUUUUCAUGUUUUAGUUUUUGGAUCCCAAACAAAGUUACGAACGGCACAGCAAUAUGAAGACUUUAGAUUUACACCUUCUGAAUGUAAGUUUGUUAUUCUCCAUCCAAUCCAUAAACUUGGAUUUAUCUUGGUCAUAAAGGAUAUUGACUGAAUGUUGUUCUCUGUGUGUAAAUGUCAUCAUAUUGUUAUAUUGAUGCCACUGACUGACUUUAGUCUCUUGACGAUUCUCAAUCUUUUGGGAUAUCUGAAACGUAUUUUACGACAAUGUUUAGAUAUCGAAAGUAUAAUAAAAGUAUAAUAUAAAAUAUAUAUUGAUAUAUAAAAAUUACUUACAUCAACAUACAAAGAGAAUGAAGUUUUAUCAUCAUCCCAUGUGCAUAAUUCCUUUAGGAAAACAAAUCAUGGUCAAACAUAAAAAGUGGGCUUGCAAAAAGAUGGAUCUCGAGUUGUAGAAUACAUUUUUAGGAGUUCACCAUAGAUAUUUGGACGGCUGCAUGUUACCCGGUGAAUUUUAGGACGCUAGACUAAUUUAUUUUGUUCCUUUGCAAAGUAGUUUUUGAGUGGCAGAUUUUUAGUGAGCUAAUCAACUGCUUCCCAAUGCAAAGCCAUGAGAUACUUCUUCACAAGAUCAACUACAGAUUGUUUAUCCCUUAUGAGUAUGAACCAGAAAUGAAGUCAGAAUCCAGAAAUCAUGACACAGAGAACAAACCAAUGAAAGCUCACGGAAUCAGGUUAUAGCAUGAAAAAGUUUCUCAGCAGCUUUCCACCACAUAGAAAGUUAUCAGAUGGUAAUCAUUUACAUUAACAGUUAUUAAAUUAGUAGAACAACUUAAAUCUCAUGAACUAUAUUGAGGAUCUCAUAUGAAGAAUUGUCUUUCACAGAAACGAGAUACUAGUUAGGGAUUAAAGAAAGGAUCCCAAAUAAAUAUCAUAAAUAUGAUAAGAGUGGCCUAAAAAUAAUGUGAGCAAAUAGCUUAUGGUUUUGAGAAAUAUUCUUGGUCGCUUCAUGACAACCUUAUUACUCUUCCGAGAAACUUAAUAUUUCAAAGUAUCUCUCUAUCUAUUUUGAAUGAUGUGUGUUCGUCAUUUUCGAAUAGUAUGAGUUCGAAGUUUUGAGAUUAAAUAGGGAACAUGUAUGAGUGUUACCCAUGUUUUGCUCAGUUAAGACACUAUCUGUCUUUUUCUUUGCAAGUACAAAACAGAGGAUAGAGGAGAAACUUUGUGAUGCAUGAGAGAGAUUGCUGAAGGCUGUUGGUGCUGUGGCUUCCGGGUAAAAGAGUGGUGCUCGCUAAGGUUCUCGUGUGUAACUGAAUCUUCAAUUACAACAGUGACAAUGUAGACACGCUUUUUUUUUUGGAUAUAAACUCACAGUGUGACAAUUUUUAUUUGAGAGCAGAUUUUAAGAGUUCAAAGAAAGUGUGACGCCCGUCACUUUCGAAAUAAUAAUAAAAAUGAUGCGAUAAAUAAUAGUUUCUGAAAUCUUCAUUUAUAAAUAUAAAAGUCAACGUCCACGCUGUAAAUCCAUAAUAUAAAAUAACAUCCGAAAUAUAGAUAACGGUAUAAGUCCGAAAUAUAAAGACAACAUAAAUUCGUAAGUCUGAAAUAGGAAAUAACAUAAACGAUAAAAGCCCAAAGGCCUAAAAUCCCGAUAACGAUAAAAGCGAUAGAAGCCCAAAAGUCCAAUAGCACCGGUCCGAUAAUCACUCCUGCUCGUCGGUCUCACCUGAAAGGGGGAAAGAAGGAGGGGUGAGCAACAGGGGAGUUGCCCAGCGAGGUAUGGGAUGCUAAACCGCAAACCACAGACUGAGUUCAUAGCACUACUAAAAUGUAGGCAUAGCUCUAGCAUGAAACAAACACGGUGCCUAUUACACCACACAGAACAAUCAAUAUGCGGCUAGAGGACUAGCCGUUACAACUCAUGCGCUUAUAGUACAUAGCUACUCUAUGCACCACGCAUCUCCUCAUAAGGAUAUAUACAUAUACUCGAAGCGUCGCUAGUACAGUCUGUCUCUGUACCCCCGCCCAUCGUAGCGUCAAAUGCAAACGUCUCUGCACCACGCCCCAAACAGUAGCGUCGAAGCUCAAACGUCUCUGAACUCACGCCCAUACCAUACCGUAGCGUCGAAGCUCAGACAUCUCUGAACUCACGCCCUCAUCACAUAAUCCCUACUCAUAACUAUGUAUAUACAUAUAUAUAGCAGUUCUUAGCAUCAAUCAUUUCACACAAUCGUUGAAUCCUCUAUUAUCCUAAUUCCGGUUAACAAUCAAUAUCAAUAAUGAACAAGCAAGACUCUCAAACAGACUCGAUUCACA